GGCGUCGGAAGGAAGGGGCGGCGCCUCAACGACCAAUCAGAGCCGCGGCGUGCGGGGGAGGGGGGGCGUGGCGCGGCGCCUCCGCCGACCAAUCGUGGGCGGGGCGUCGGGGGCGGGUGGGCGGGGCGUGGCCGGCGGCAGCCAAUGAAGGGCGCGGCGAUGGCGGCGCGCGCGGCGCUGUGCGUGGCGGGCGCCGCGCUCUCGCUGUACGCGCUGCACGUGGAGCGGGAGCACGCGCGCGACCCCUCCUACCGGGCGGCCUGUGACCUGGGGCCCGCCGUGUCCUGCACCCGCGUCUUCGGCUCCCGGUGGGGCCGCGGGCUGGGGCUGGUGGAGCUGGCGCUGGGCAGGGACAGCCCGGCCAAUGUCCCCAACGGCGCCGUGGGGGUCGUCUUCUACCUGCUGCAGGGGCUGCUGGGGGCCGUGCCGGGUCGGGGGGCGUCGGCGGUGCUGUUGGGGACCUCGGUGGCCUCGGCGCUGGCCUCGCUGUGGCUAGCGGGGGUGCUGGCCUUCGGCCUCCAGGACCUCUGCCUCGUCUGCCUCAGCACCUACCUCCUCAACGGCCUCCUCCUCGCCCUCAACUGGCGGCGCUGGCGGCGCCUCCCCCGUCCCAAAACCGCCUGAAACGCACCCAAAAAAAAAAACAAAAAACAAACCCCUCAGUGUGGGGGUGGGGGGGUGGGGGGGCACCCUGGGGGUGGCCCUCCGUCUGUCCCCAAACAUGGCAGGGCCCUGGUGUCUCGCUGGGUGCUGUUGUGUCGUGUGUCCCCCCCCUCCCCCCCCCCCCCCCCCCAAACCCUGUUACCCCCCCACACUAUGGGGGGUCCCAGGCAUCCGGGACCCCUAGAAGGGACCCAGGUGUCUGGGACCCCCUUACACCCCCCCCAUGAGGGACCCAAGUGUGGGGGGACCCCCUUACAGCCCCCCCCAAUAAGGGACCCAGGCAUGCGGGACCCCCCAUGAGGGACCAAAGUGUGGGGGGACCCCCUUACAGCCCCCCCCAAUAAGGGACCCAGGCAUGCGGGACCCCCCAUGAGGGACCCAAGUGUGGGGGGACCCCUUUAAGGCUCCCCCAUAAGGGACCCAGGCGUUGAGGACCCCCCCCAUGAGGGACCCAAGUUGCUGGGGGGGGGGCCCUUGCAGCCCCCCAGUAAGGGACCCAGGUGUCUGGGACCCCUUGAUUGC
Messenger RNA from Chroicocephalus ridibundus (black-headed gull), 1185 nucleotides. RefSeq names its product vitamin K epoxide reductase complex subunit 1 (gene VKORC1). Bases 145 to 624 code for a protein of 159 amino acids. Gene Ontology annotation, biological process: vitamin K metabolic process; blood coagulation; peptidyl-glutamic acid carboxylation. Gene Ontology annotation, molecular function: vitamin-K-epoxide reductase (warfarin-sensitive) activity. The transcript is spliced from 3 exons. NCBI's taxonomy places the organism in Eukaryota, Metazoa, Chordata, Aves, Charadriiformes, Laridae. The record is from RefSeq and is a predicted model, not a curated record.